CAAAUUCGACAUUUCGACAUUUCGACGCUGCAUUUAUUGCUCUCUUUUUCAGACCUCAAUUCAUACACACAUCCCAUUCAACGAACCGACAAUGAGACUCGCGCGCGUCACGACCGGCAUUGUUGGAGUCCCAGUCAACCCCGAGGCGCGCCCGCAGCUCAUCGCCCUGUACAAGCGGACUCUGGAGGAGGUGAAGACGAAGAUUCCCGAGAAGGCCGUGUACCGCCAGUCCGUCGAGGCCCUGACCGCGCACCGCCUGAAGAUCGUAGAGCAGAACGAGGACGCUGAGAAGAUCGAGGCGCUGAUUGACGGCGGUCAGCUGGAGGAGCUGAUCAAGGUCGCAAAUGACGAGCUGAGCCUGAUUGGCAAGAUGGCCGAGUGGAAGGCCUGGGAGCCGCUCGAGGAGCUUGCGCCCCCGCGCCAGUGGGAGUACUUCAAGAAAGCGCCGCUCCGGGAGUAGACGUGUUUUACGAUAUACAAGACAUUUUUAAAGACUAU
Molecule: messenger RNA, 498 nt
Organism: Linderina pennispora
Lineage: Eukaryota; Fungi; Kickxellomycota; Kickxellomycetes; Kickxellales; Kickxellaceae
Exons: 2
Coding region: 92-460 (122 amino acids)
Biological process (GO): respiratory electron transport chain
Source: RefSeq, a predicted model, not a curated record